Boeremia exigua is the source of this 1185-nucleotide messenger RNA. Its product is annotated as ribonuclease H-like domain-containing protein. The record is from RefSeq and is a predicted model, not a curated record. Gene Ontology annotation, biological process: nucleobase-containing compound metabolic process. Lineage: Eukaryota; Fungi; Ascomycota; Dothideomycetes; Pleosporales; Didymellaceae. The transcript has a single exon. Bases 118 to 975 code for a protein of 285 amino acids. Gene Ontology annotation, molecular function: 3'-5' exonuclease activity; nucleic acid binding.
ACAUUGACCGCGCUCUGCGCGCCAAUGCCCGCCUUGUGUCCAAUUUCUUUCUGGAGUUCAGACUCAACUAGUUGACCUUCUCUACGAUUGCAUUCGAUUCGGCUACGAGCAAUCACAAUGACCACCCGCCCCAAGUCAGCCUUGAUCGAAAGUGAAUCUGGGCUCCAAGAAUUUCUCCCUGUGUUAUCUCAAUCCAGUGGGUUAUACUUUGACAUCGAGGGAUUCAAUCUAAGUCGCCAUGGGACUAUCGCCAUCAUCAGUAUUCUCGCACAUCCAUCAAACCAAGUCCAGCUCAUCGAUGUCUCGACACUGGGUGCCCUAGCCUUUAGCACAGCGUCAGAGGACGGCAAGACUCUUCGGUCUAUCUUGGAAGACCACAGCAUUCGCAAGUACAUCUGGGAUGUACGCAACGAUGCUGACGCCUUGUGGUUCCACUACGGAGUCAGCCUUGGCGGCAUUACCGACCUCCAGCUGCUCGAGAACGCCUCGAGGCCAGACGACAAAACAUACGUUCGUGGCCUUGACAAGUGUGUCCAGUAUGACCUGAAACUCGGGUUCAUGGAGACAAACCGCUGGCUGCAGACAAAACAAGAUACCAGGAAACUCAUGCACACGUACACCAACCUCUUCUCCAUCCGCCCGAUGGACCCCAAGACAGCAGAGUAUUGUCAGAAUGAUCUUGUAUAUCUGCCGGCUCUACGUGAGAUGUAUAUGGCGCGUAUCAAGCCUGAGUGGCUUGCGAAAGCCGAAAAGGAGAGUGCACACCGCGUUGCUCAAGCACAAUCCGCCGAAUACGACCCGCAGUCUGAAAGGAAGAAGCUGGGACCGUGGGGCUCGGGUGGAAAUAAGCGUAUCCUGACGUUCGAACAGAUGUGCGAGAUGGAGGAAGAGGCGCGCGAAGAGGCUAUCGAAAGAGAUAUGUUUGGGUAUGACGAUGACUUGGGAAACCUUGAUGAUGAUCUUGGAUGGGACUAAGAGGGCUCCGGCGAUUACGAAGAUUGGGGCGCUUUAGACAGCGACUGGGACAGGCAUUAGUUUUUUUUAUUUUAUCAAGUACAUGGCAUGCUAUUCAUUCCUCUUACUGGUUGGAACACGUUAGCAAGCGUCGAGUACUGCUUUGCAGGAGCUACAUUGUUGCAAUGCCGCUGGCACAGCUCUACACGCAAUCCUGAGGGCAACACAUGA